CAGCAUCACAGCACCAAGCACAGCGGGUUGCCGGGUUGCCGGCAAUGGUGGUUUGGAAUGGAGCAGGCUCUAAGCCAUGUACCUGUGCUUGUUGGGACGCUUGCUUUCUUGCCGCUCGAGGACACUCUGAGAAAUGUCACAGCUUUGGGACGGUUGUGGCAGUUCGCAGCAUUGCAACCGGGUGCCCUUGCAGGACAUCUGCGUUUACGAGGUGAGUACACCGCAUGUUCCGCUGAGAAAUCUGAUCCACGCACUCCACCCAUGGGGCUACAGAAACUCCUUGGUCGCGGCUGCCUCAAGGAAGUGGAGCACGUGGAAAUCGCCGAACCCUGCAGUUGGUUACCAGACGUCCUCUCCAAGUUGCCGGCGCUGCGGCACCUCCGUAUCUCGGGGGCUCCCCAUGGGAGGGACGCAGCUGAUGUGGAAUGGGCUCUAAGCAGCAUUUUGUCGGUUGCCACUCAGCUCACCGCGUUGGACUUCUCCUAUCACGGUUUCCGUGCUCCGUCAGGAAGUAUCUACAGCUGGCCCAAAACGCCAGCCUUGAGAAAGCUUACAGUUCAGCAGAUGCCGCUCUCCCUGUGGGAUUUGCCGGGACUCUUCUCAGCCCAUGGUUUGGAGAUCUUGGAAUUGCAGGCAUGUCCGCUAACAGAGUCGCAGAUGGGCAUCGUGCACUGUGGAGCAAGGGUGCAUCCAAAGGAAGUCACGAUGAUCGACUGCGGUGGAAAGAUGGCCUUGACCCUGCUUCUGUCGAUGGGCUUGACGCGCCUUUGCUACCUCUGUGUGGACGAGGUCGCGGACGCGAAGCUACAGGAGGAGUUGUCAAAGGCGUGUCGACCCAGCCUGGGAGGGGUAGAUCCUGAUGUUGAGGCUGCGGCUGAUUUACAAACCAGGGCGGAGCGCGAGCUGCGGGCAGAGCUCCGAAGGGCCCAGCGACACGGAGGGGUGGAAGCUCACCUUGGGCCAUGGAGGCCUUUGUUCCAAUGGUUGCAGGCAGCUCACAGGAAACGCUGUCAUGGCCAAGUGCAGUACAGGACGCCGAAGUGA
Molecule: messenger RNA, 1044 nt
Organism: Cladocopium goreaui
Lineage: Eukaryota; Dinophyceae; Suessiales; Symbiodiniaceae
Source: the annotation of a GenBank genome assembly